CCCCUGCCCCUAGCAGGCAGCUUCGCGCAAGCCGGGCCGCAGGGCGUCCUCGCGGCGGGGCGGCUACUUUUCGGGCUCGCAGCGGCGGCGGCGUUGUAGGCUGAGGGGACCCGGGACACCUGAAUGCCCCCGGCCCCGGCUCUUCCGACGCGAUGGGGAAGGUGCUAUCCAAGAUCUUCGGGAACAAGGAAAUGCGGAUCCUCAUGCUGGGCCUGGACGCAGCCGGCAAGACAACGAUCCUGUACAAGUUGAAGCUGGGCCAGUCUGUGACCACCAUUCCCACGGUGGGUUUCAACGUGGAGACGGUGACUUACAAAAACGUCAAGUUCAACGUGUGGGAUGUGGGCGGCCAGGACAAGAUCCGGCCGCUCUGGCGGCAUUACUACACCGGGACCCAGGGUCUGAUCUUCGUGGUAGACUGCGCCGACCGCGACCGCAUCGAUGAGGCCCGCCAGGAGCUGCACCGCAUUAUCAAUGACCGGGAGAUGAGGGACGCCAUAAUCCUCAUCUUCGCCAACAAGCAGGACCUGCCUGAUGCCAUGAAACCCCAUGAGAUCCAGGAGAAACUGGGCCUGACCCGGAUUCGGGACAGGAACUGGUAUGUGCAGCCCUCCUGUGCCACCUCCGGGGACGGACUCUAUGAGGGGCUCACAUGGUUAACCUCUAACUACAAAUCCUAAUGAGCGCCCUCCACCCAGCCCCCGGAAGGAGAGAAAUCAAAAACCCAUUCAUAGGAUUAUCGCCACCAUCAUCACCUCUUUCAAUUGCCACUCUCUUUUUUGAAACUGAACUCGAGUUACUGUUCUACCGUUUAGUGGGGUUGGGGGUUUUCUUUGUUCCCCUUACCCCCCCUCUUCUAUUUCCUUUCGGCUUUGCGUUAGGAUGCUCUGAUCUGACAUUUGACACGAAUACAGUGCUAUAUGCUCUUGUGACUUCCAGCAAACGGGGUGGGGUAAUAGCAACUCUUGGUAAAGUCCUUUAUAAUAAUGGUUUUGAUUUUUUUUUUUUAUUUCGAGAGAAUCUCCCCCCAUGUAUGCCUUUUUCCUUUUUGCCCAGUUUCUUAUCACUUGCUGUAGAUGGCUUAUUUUGCAUUCAUGCAGACUAUGUUCCAAGUCUGUUUCAUCUAGUAAACUGAAAAUUAUUGCUUAA
This is a messenger RNA of Rattus norvegicus (Norway rat), 1149 nucleotides long. It is a transcript of the gene Arf6, whose product is annotated as ARF GTPase 6. The coding region runs from base 153 to 680 and encodes 175 amino acids. The record is from RefSeq and is marked provisional. NCBI's taxonomy places the organism in Eukaryota, Metazoa, Chordata, Mammalia, Rodentia, Muridae. Gene Ontology annotation, molecular function: GTP binding; protein-macromolecule adaptor activity; thioesterase binding. Gene Ontology annotation, biological process: regulation of filopodium assembly; positive regulation of protein localization to plasma membrane; protein localization to endosome. The transcript has a single exon. Gene Ontology annotation, cellular component: endosome membrane; endosome; cytoplasm.